Molecule: messenger RNA, 848 nt
Organism: Stegodyphus dumicola
Lineage: Eukaryota; Metazoa; Arthropoda; Arachnida; Araneae; Eresidae
Source: RefSeq, a predicted model, not a curated record
UGUUUCUUUUGUUAUCGUGAAAAGUUUAUACCGUUUGUAAAAUUUGUAUCAUACAUUUCAUGUAAACUUUGUGCUCAGUUAGAAAUGUGAUGUGCCUUUUUCUUUUCUUUAAUUUUACUGUACGAUUGGUGAUUUAAAGUAGCAUUCUAUGUUUUGAUUCUGAUGUAUUGUCGCCAAAUCGGAUAGUUGGCGCCAAUGUUAAAAACUGGAUGGUACAUUUUGAAGAAAAUCAAUUUGAAUGCUCUAGGCAAGAUGGGCGUAAAAAACUCAAGCCCAAUGCUGUGCCAACUCUUUUCACUGUGCCUAAUCCCCCACAACUGUUGACCCCACAGCGUCUAAAAGGCAUUGGUUUACCAAAGCACCGUUCAGUUACAUCCAAUUUUUGUAAUGGUGGCUUGCUGCACAGUUUACCUUUAUCAACUGAAGCGAUUUCUGUUGCUGAACCAUCUGUUGUUCAUUUGCCACAACCUUCAGCUUCAUAUUUUGGAGAAAUAAAUUUUGCUGCCGAAGUAUCUGAUGUUUGUUUGCAAGAACAAGCUUCAACUUCAUCUUGUGAUAAAAUGCCAUCUAUUUGUGAAGGAUCUCAUGUUUGUUUGCAAGAACAGCCUUUAGCCUCAUUUUGCAAUGAAAUACCAUCUAUUUGUGAAGGCUCUGAUGAUGUUCUUUUAAGGAAUUUUAUAAAACAGCAGACUGAAUUGAUCUCGCUUCUGCAAUGCCAGAACAAAAUAUUACUGAAAGAACUUACAGCAACCAAAAAAAAAAAUGAAAUUAAUGUUUUAAAAAAAAAUGGCAUAGCACUGCUUAAAUUCAACUUCAUGACCUUCAAGUACAGCAUGAGGAAUUGCUGA